AUGGGGGCAGAUCAAGUAAUGCGACGCUGUAUACCAGAAUGGGAGCAGGAAGACGUAAUGAUCCACUGUCACACACUAGCUUGUGGGGGUCAUUUUGGGCCAAAGAAAACAAAAAGGAAAAUACUUGAUAGUGGGAUUUAUUGGCCAUCUAUCCAUAGAGAUGCUUAUGAAUUCUGCAAGAAGUGCCCUCGAUGUCAACUUACUGGAGGAAUAUCUGCUAGAGAUGAGAUGCCUCAGAUCCCCAUUAUUGUCUGUGAAAUAUUCGAUGUAUGGGGAAUGGACUUCAUGGGACCCUUUCCCGCAUCUGGAGGUAAUCUCUACAUACUGGUAGCAGUGGAUUAUGUGUCCAAAUGGAUCGAGGCAAAGGCAACUAGGACGUGUGAGUCCAGAGAAGUGGCGAAGUUUUUGAAAUCUAACAUAUUUACCUGA
Salvia splendens (bonfire salvia) is the source of this 429-nucleotide messenger RNA. RefSeq lists its product as uncharacterized. Gene Ontology annotation, molecular function: nucleic acid binding. The record is from RefSeq and is a predicted model, not a curated record. Gene Ontology annotation, biological process: DNA integration. NCBI's taxonomy places the organism in Eukaryota, Viridiplantae, Streptophyta, Magnoliopsida, Lamiales, Lamiaceae. Bases 1 to 429 code for a protein of 142 amino acids. The transcript has a single exon.